Messenger RNA from Chinchilla lanigera (long-tailed chinchilla), 870 nucleotides. RefSeq lists its product as uncharacterized. The transcript is spliced from 3 exons. The coding region runs from base 1 to 624 and encodes 207 amino acids. The record is from RefSeq and is a predicted model, not a curated record. NCBI's taxonomy places the organism in Eukaryota, Metazoa, Chordata, Mammalia, Rodentia, Chinchillidae.
AUGCUCAUAAAAGAACAUUUUGCGGAUGAUCCCAAAGCUAUUGGACCGGCGGAGUGCUCUGGGAAAGGUGGUGUCUAUGUAAAUAAGAGAGUGGGUGACCCAAGGAAGUACCAGGAGCUAGGUGCUGAACUGAGGCCACAGAUCCCCAGGUCACAGCCUCCAGACGAUGCCACCUCAUUCUUUAGACAUGAAGCCGAACUUCUAAGUGCUUCAGGGAUUUUUGUUCAGCCUUUUAAGGGAAGGGGCGUGCGACCGAAGGAUGCAAAGGGCGGGACCGAGUUUGGAGAAGGGGCGGGGGACCCUAACCUGGGGGCUGCUUCCCAGGCCGAGCCACGCCUCCCCUGCUCUGCUGGCCCGGCGCGGACUCUUAUUUUGAAGGUGGCGGGCCGCGGCGCGGCGUCGAGUCUCCCUGAGUCACCCGCGCUCGCUAUAAAGCGCGGUACCUGGGCGGCCGCGCAGCCCCGGAGCCGGACCGCGGGAUCGCGAGCAGCUGGCGGGGCGCGGCCCCGAGAGCGAGUGACUUCCCAAACUGAACCUCAUUCCUACCAAGCUGUGUUUUUGUGGAAGCCAGCAAAGAUGCCAUCCACUCCAUUUCUCUACUCCUUGUUGGCUGGCACAGUGUAAGUAGUUGGCCAGAAAACAGGCAAACCAACUGGAGUGGUUAUAACAAAGCAGGAAACAGAUACUGGGUGAUCUCAACUAAGUAAGAGGCAAAGGAACUGAUUGCAGUGGAUGGGUUGCAGGUAGAGUGAGAAGAUAAAACCAUCUGUACCAGGCCUUGGAGGUGUGUGAGGAUUCAGGAAGGGCACGUGUAAUGGGCUACUCUGGGCUGUGCCAGGCUGUGGGUGCAUGGGCCUGCCUUUCACAGAG